ACGGAGCCGAGACGCCAUUACAGGGUGGAGAAUCUUCACUUUAAACACAAACUAGAAGGAUACCAAUCUGUUAUUCAAAAGGGACACUGAUUUGGUGAGUCGUGCUGUUAAGGGAUCAUUGAAAUAUCUGCGAAAAUGGCUGAGAAAACCGCUCUUUUUGAAAGUUUCCUGAGCUGCCAUGUGUGUUCAGAGACUUUCAGAGAUCCUGUGUCUCUGAGCUGCAACCACAGCUUCUGUUCGAGCUGCCUGCAGAAAUUCUGGGAACAAAGUAAGAACAAAAACUGUCCCAUUUGUAAAAGAAAGUCCACAACGGAUGAACCGGCAGUGAAUUUAACUCUGAAGGAGCUGGCUGACUCCUUUGUUGAGAAGCAGAAACAAUGUUCACCUGAGACAGAAAAAGAAAAGGAGAAAGAGGAGGUGGUGUGUAGUAAACAUCCAGAAGUCCCUUAUUGGUUCUGUAAGGAUGAAGAUAGAGCUGUGUGUCCUGUCUGUGAGUUUUCUCUCCACCAGAGUCACAAGGUGGUUCCUGUAGAACAAGCAGUCAUUGAGCUGAAGGACCUGCUGAAAUCUGACUUAGAGUCUCUGCAGGACAAGAGGGACAAAUACAAACGAGUGGAGGAAACAUACAAUGAAGUGACUCAAGUGUCCAAGAAGCAGCUGCUGUCCACAGAGAGGCAGAUCAGAGCAGAGUUCAACAAGCUCCAUCAGUUCCUGAAAGAGGAAGAGGAGUCCAGACUGGCAGCUCUGAGGGAGGAAGAGGAGCAGAAGGGGAAGACUAUCAGCAGAGAGAUGAAGAGCAUUCAGGAGCACAUCUCCUCUCUGUCACACAGUAUCUCUGCUGUUGAAGAAGAGCUGCAGAAACACAACGGGCCCUUCCUCAGCAGUUAUAAAGCCACUCAGAGCAGAGCCAGAGUCCAGAGCUCACUGUCAGACCCACAGCUGCUCUCAGGAGCGCUGACAGAUGUGGCCAAACACCUGGGCAACCUGUCCUUCAGAGUCUGGGAGAAGAUGAAGGACCAGGUCCACUUCAGUCCUGUCAUUCUGGACCCAAACACUGCAAGCCGCUGGCUCUAUCUGUCUGAUGAUCUGACCAGUGUGAGACAAGGAGACAAAGAUCAGCAGCUUCCUGAUAAUCCAGAGAGAUUCACUAAGUAUGCUGAUGUUCUGGGCUCUGAGGGCUUCAGCUCAGGGAAACACAGCUGGGAGGUGGAGGUGGGAGAUCAUCCUCACUGGGUUGUAGGUUUGACUAAAGAGUCAGCUGACAGGAAGGGAAAGACAUUUGUCUCACCAGAAUAUGGAAUCUGGUGUUUAAAACAUCGCAGUGGAGAAUUCACUAAUGGUGAUGGUGAGACUGUCAGAGUGAAGAAGAAUCUCCAGAGGAUCAGAGUCCAGCUGGACUAUGACAGGGGGGAGGUGUCCUUCUACGACCCUGAAGACAUGACUCCCAUCUGCACUCACAGAGACACUUUCACUGAGAAACUCUUCCCAUGGUUCAGUAUUGGAAAAGCUGGUGAUGCUAAAACUGCUGAUAUCAAAAUCUGUCAAACUGAGAUUCCUCUGAGAUGCUCAGGUAGUGUGGUGAGGUCUGAGUGAUUAUCAUUUUUAAUUAAGUGGUGUUUUUUGUCAGUUACAAAUAUUUCCACUUUGUUGUUUAAAGAUGUCAAUCCUGUAAUUUGAAAGUUCAAUAACAUUCAGAGAUUCAGGUUACAGAAAUAGAUAAGCCCUUUUCUCUUUCAGAGGAUAACAUAAUGUAACACAUUCACUUGUUUUAUAAUAUUAAAUAUAUUUUCAAAUUCAGAAUGACACACUAAAGCAUAAAUGUAGUUAGAAUUAAGAAAAUGGUGUUUGUAAUGUAAAUAUGUUGAAAACGGGUUCAUUUAAAGCAAUCACUUUGUGUCACUUGUUUCUAUUAAUGUUUCCAGAGAUGAGAAAUAACCAUACUGUACGUUUGAUCUUUAUGUGUAAAUCAUUUAAACACAAAGCAUUUUCUUUACUUUUUAUUUUUGUACUUUCACAAUAACUUAUUUUUACCCAAUUAGUUAAUAGCUCUCUCUAAACGGUAUUAUCUCAAAGACUAUCCUGAUACAUUAACAUCAGUGUUUGAUACAUGUGUUUAGUGCAGCUGUGUGUUAUUCACCUAUAAUCUGUUCAUCAUGUGUGACUGUUGACCGUCAGACAUUUCAUAUAUUAUUUCAUUUUUGUAAUAACUUGUGUGGUAAUGUUUAUAUUUCUCUUCAAGGUUAGAUUAGAGGAACACAAAGUUGCAAGAAAACAAACAAAAUGUUCUCUUAGAAAUAGUUUGGAUUAGUUUAGCAAAUAUCAAUAAAGUGAAUCAUUAAGUCAAUAAAUGUUGAUAUCGUUUGUUGUCAAUAAGUAUCAGACAA
Messenger RNA from Trematomus bernacchii (emerald rockcod), 2384 nucleotides. Its product is annotated as nuclear factor 7, brain-like. Gene Ontology annotation, molecular function: protein binding; zinc ion binding. The coding region runs from base 136 to 1593 and encodes 485 amino acids. NCBI's taxonomy places the organism in Eukaryota, Metazoa, Chordata, Actinopteri, Perciformes, Nototheniidae. The transcript has a single exon. The record is from RefSeq and is a predicted model, not a curated record.